[Torrubiella] hemipterigena is the source of this 1776-nucleotide messenger RNA. NCBI's taxonomy places the organism in Eukaryota, Fungi, Ascomycota, Sordariomycetes, Hypocreales, Clavicipitaceae. The record is from the annotation of a GenBank genome assembly.
CACGACGCACCCGCUAUCACUUUCCAAUUAUCUGAAAAGUAGCAUUGAAAACAGAGUCAUCUCAGUCAAAAUGGGUGUCCACGUCAACAUGAUGGACGAUGCCCUCAUCGCUACCUUACCCGCCGAAUAUCUUCGUUCUGCCCUACGAGCUCUUGUCCACAACGGCUCAGAGGCACAAAAGACAUUCACACAGCACAUCCGCACACAGCUCCAGGCCAAGAUCCACGGUGAAAUGCCGUCGCCAAAGAGCUUGUUUCCCGGAACGGACGAGGUGUCAAAUGAGUGUCUAGAAUAUGUUGCGUUUACAAAGUGUCUGUUUGCCAGCAAGCUUGUCACCCCGGCUAUAAACUAUAUCACGCAUUUUGUACAGUCUGUCGAAGCCGCACAGGUAUCUUGGACGCAGGGUUCAGAGUUGCACAAGAUUCUUGACAAGUUCAGCGGUGAUAUUGUUCAAGCUAUGCAGGCGCUGAAGGAGACUGCACCAAAGGCCGACGCUGCGCUACAGAGCCUCUUACAGCCGCUGCUCUCGAGUUUCGCCUCCUGUGAGCAAUACUGCGCUUCAAAGAAUCUUGAGGAUCCUUUCAAGCGAGCCUCGAGACAAGUAAAGGAUUCGACGGCCUUCUAUUUCCCCGAUUUAACCACGGAUACAGCAGGUGGCACUGCUUUAAAGGAGCUCACAGCAGCGAACCCCCAUGUGGAGAUGUUCCCUAUGGGCUCCCGCUCAGUACCUCGCCUAUUUAAUGGUCUCUGGCAACUAGCUUCUUCAGAAUGGGGAUACAGCUCCGCUGAUAAACAACAGGCGGCGCUGACAGAGCUGGCCGAAGCUGGAUUCACUGCUGCAGACAUGGCAGACCACUAUGGAGAUGCUGAGCUGGUAUAUGGCGACUUCAGAGCUAGUCUGGGCCCAGAUUCCCGCGAUAAAGUCUAUGCUGCUACGAAAUGGUGCAUUUUCCGCGACAUAGGACAGCCUGUGACGAGGGAGUAUGUGCUCGCUGCUGUGAAGGAGAGGUCUCGAAGACUCAGAGGUCGUGUUGACCUCUUACAGUUCCAUUGGCACAAUUACGAGGCAAAGGAAUACCUCUACAUUUUGCUACACUUGGUCCGUAUCGCAAAGUCGAAACCGGAGUUAGUUGCCGCCAUUGGCCUUUGCAACUUUGACGCGGAUCACACGGCAGAAGCGUGCGAGUAUCUCUUAAAGACGACGGGAGAGGUCGGCAUUGUGUCCAAUCAAGUUCAGUUUUCUGUUCUCGACUCUCGUCCUUUGAAAAAGGUGACACAAGUCAGUGAAAAGUACAAUCUCAAGCUUCUUACAUACGGAUCCUUUUGUGGUGGCCUUCUAGCUGAAAAGUGGCUUGGAGCACCAGUUCCAGACACAUACUCGGCAUCGAACCCUCUCACGCCAUCGCAACGAAAGUAUCUCGAUACCCUCUACGCUUGGGGAACCUGGGAAGAGUUCCAGGCUCUUCUAUCAAAGCUCGCCGAAGUGGCUGCCAAGCAGGGAGCUGGCGUUACCAUUGCAAAUGUGGCUACUCGAUGGGUGCUUCAGCAGCCUGCUGUCGGUGCCAUUCUGGUUGGAACUAGACUUGGCGUAACAUCCCAUGGAACAGAUAACCUCGGUGUAUUUGGAUGGAAGUUGGAGGGCGAAGAUCUCCAGGCUAUCAACGACUUGGCUCUGGGCAAGGACGGCGCAAAGACUACAUCGCUUUUCGAAAAGUUUGGUGAUUGCGGCGAUGAGUAUAGACAGUAGAUCACAAACAAGUCUUAAAACGUACAAGU